AUGCUUCAGCCCCGAAUUGCCCUACGGGCCAUUCGGCUGCCUUUUAGGUGUCUACCCUCUCUGCCUACGCCAGCUCGCGGCUAUUCAACUGUCGUCAAUGAGAUCGAAAAGAACAAGCCGAAGCCUAUCGAAUCGACACCGAACUCUUUUAUCGACCCGAACACCUCAUUCGCACCUCCACCAACCCGUGAUACCUCUGGCGUUGUGUUGCGCACAUACACUCCGCGCACCCCCGGUGUGAGACAUUUACGGCGGCCAGUAAAUGAUCAUCUUUGGAAAGGGCGUCCAGUGCACAAAUUGACGUUCCCUAAGCGUGGUCAGGCUAAGGGUGGUCGAAACAAUUCUGGUCGAGUCACUGUCCGCCAUCAUGGAGGUGGUGCCAAGCGUCGUAUUCGGACCAUCGAUUUUCUGCGCAUGGCCCCAGGGCCGCACACCGUGGAGCGUAUCGAGUAUGAUCCCGGACGCAGUGCACACAUUGCUUUGACUGUCAGCAAGGAGACUGGCACAUUGAGUUACAUUCUCGCGGCCGAUGGGAUGCGGGCCGGCGAUGUGGUUCAGAGUUAUAUGUCUGGUAUUCCUGAGGACCUAUGGAGGAGCAUGGGAAGCACAGUCGAUCCUGGUGUGCUCGCUGCCAGAACCGCUUGGAGAGGAAAUUGUCUGCCGUUGCACAUGAUUCCUGUGGGAACGUUGAUCUUCAACUUGGGAUUGCGACCCGGAAAGGGUGGUCAAUUGUGCCGAAGUGCUGGAACCUACGCCACGGUCGUGGCUAAAGGUAGUGACUCGCGUCAACAGUCUAUCCAAGAUGAAGAGCCUCAGGCCGAGAAGAAGCCCUUGUCUCAGCGUGAGCAACAGAAGCAGGAGCGUCUUGCCCAGCACAUCACUGUCCGUCUCUCAAGCGGCGAGACUCGGCUCAUUCACAAGGACUGCUGCGCUACCAUUGGUAUUGCCAGCAACCCCAAUUACCAGUACACUCAACUCGGAAAGGCUGGCCGCUCACGUUGGCGCAACAUUCGUCCCACUGUGCGUGGUCUGGCUAUGAACGCCAUGGACCAUCCCCACGGUGGUGGUCGCGGCAAGUCCAAGGGUAACGUCGACCCGAAGAGUCCUUGGGGUAUUCCGACCAAGUCCGGCUACAAGACCCGCCCCAAGUGGAAGAUCAACAAGGCUGUUGUUCACGCGAGACCUCGUAACCAAGGAAAGCGCCGUCGCGGUUACAACUAG
This is a messenger RNA of Penicillium bovifimosum, 1221 nucleotides long. Its product is annotated as mitochondrial 54S ribosomal protein uL2m. NCBI's taxonomy places the organism in Eukaryota, Fungi, Ascomycota, Eurotiomycetes, Eurotiales, Aspergillaceae. The coding region runs from base 1 to 1221 and encodes 406 amino acids. The record is from RefSeq and is a predicted model, not a curated record. The transcript is spliced from 2 exons. Gene Ontology annotation, molecular function: RNA binding; structural constituent of ribosome. Gene Ontology annotation, biological process: cytoplasmic translation. Gene Ontology annotation, cellular component: ribosome.